UCCUUUAACCAAACCAACCAACUCUUAGUUGACCCCUUCCAAAUUCGCCAGUACAUUUGGCCGUCUUUACAUUCACGUAAAAAAAAAAAACCCCCUUUCCUUCUUACCCUUUCCGUUUCAUAGCUUCUUCCCUCCUCACCUUUUUCCAAUAUGAGAACCACUACCUUCUUCGCCUACAUGAUGGCCAUGCUCGCCAUGCUCUGCAGUAUGGCUGUCGCUUCUACUGAGAUCAGCCUCGAGAAGCGUGCUCCUCCUUCUACUGCUGCCUUUGAUGCCACUGUCGAUCUCUUGGUCAAGGAACAGGCCCACAUUGUUGUCAAGGCUUUCGCUGAUGUUUGCACCGAUACCGAUAUUGCUUCUGCUGUCAAGACUGACCUCCGCGUUCAGAUUUCUGGUCUUCUCGAUGUUGAUUUCGGUCUCGGUACCAAGUUGUCUGCUGCUCUCCAGUCCUCGAUCAAGGCUGCUAUCAAGGCUGAAGUUGAUGCUGAGAUCAAGUCAGAGUUCACUGCCAACUUGAAGGCCAACAUUGCUGCUAUCAUUGUCAAGCGUUGCCCCAACAAGGAUGCUGCUUGCAUUAAGAUCCAGGCCAAGGCUAUUGUCUCUGAGGCUGCCAAGUUGACUGUCAAGGCUUCUGCAAAGAUCGCUGUCAAGGUUCAGGCCAAGUUGGCUGCCAAGAUCAAGGCCGCUAUCGAUCUUCAGAUCAAGAAGCUCUCCAUCAACUUGUUGUUGCUCAAGAUCAAGGUCACUGGUGAUGUCAAUGUCUCUGCCAACGUUGCUCACAAAUUCAAGGCUGCUGUUGACUUGUGCACCAAGGCCUGCGCUGAUAUCCAGGUUAAGCAGGCUAUCAAGGUCAGAAGCAUCUGCUCUGCCUAAAAAAUAUAUAUAUAUAUUCAUAAUAACAUUCAUAUCCAGUAACAUACUCUAUUAAAAUUCUUAAUAAGC
Messenger RNA from Lobosporangium transversale, 942 nucleotides. RefSeq lists its product as hypothetical. The record is from RefSeq and is a predicted model, not a curated record. The transcript is spliced from 2 exons. NCBI's taxonomy places the organism in Eukaryota, Fungi, Mortierellomycota, Mortierellomycetes, Mortierellales, Mortierellaceae. The coding region runs from base 151 to 873 and encodes 240 amino acids.